AUGGAAAACUUUGACUGUGUUGUGGUGGGCGCAGGAUGGUAUGGCUUGGCUGCCGCGAAGCAGUAUCACUGCACGCAGCCAGGGUCUUCUCUCGCUGUCUUUGACUCCCAACCCACGCUCGGUGGUACUUGGGCAGAAGAGCGUUUAUAUCCGGGCUUGAAAAGCAACAACAUGUUAGGGACUUAUGAAUAUCCAGACUUUCCUAUGGACAGUGAGACAUUCCACAUCAAGCCAGGGCAGCACAUUCCAGGAGAAACCAUCAACGUGUAUCUCAAAGCAUAUGCCGACAAGUUUGGCAUCACCGACAAGAUCCGUUCGAGCCACAAGGUCCUGGUAGCAGAACAUCAAGAAACAAGCGAAGGCGGGUGGUUCUUGACAGUUUCGAAUGCCAAAGAUGAAGAAACACAGGUGUUUGCACGGCGACUGAUCGUUGCAACUGGUUUGACUUCGGAACCAUGGCUGCCCCAUUUCGAUGGCCAAGAGUCUUUUGGCGGUCGCAUCUUUCACGGCAAGCAUUUUCAGCAGAAUGUCGAUACUUUGAAAACUGCAAAAGUUGUGACAGUCUUUGGAGGCACAAAAUUUGCAUGGGACGCUGUCUAUUCGUACGCAACUGCUGGUGUAAAGGUGAACUGGGUCAUCCGGUCAACUGGACAUGGACCUUGCUGGAUGUCGCCUCCUUAUGUCACACCACUCCAGAAAUGGAUGGAAAAGCUCGCGAAUACGCGAAUGUUGACCUGGUUGAGUCCAUGCGUGUGGGGCGAAGCUGAUGGCUAUACUCGCAUACGUCACUUUUUCCAUGGCACUGCUGUUGGGCGGACCAUUGUUGAUAUUUUUUGGAAAGUACUAGGUGCCGAUGUCAUGACGCUCAAUGCAUACGACUCUCACCCAGACACAGCAAAGUUGAAGCCUUGGACCGAGCCGAUGUUCACUGGCACCAGCUUCAGCAUUCUCAACUACGAGACCAACUUUUUUGAUCUGGUCAAGGAUGGCAAGGUCAGUGUCCAUCUCGGGGAGAUUGACCACCUCAGCGCUGGAAAAGUCCACCUUUCCGAUGGGACUGAGUUCCCCGCCGAGGUUCUGCUGGCUCAUACCGGCUGGAAACACGUCCCACCGAUCAAAUUCCUUCCAGAGGGUAUCGAGAAGGAGCUCGGUAUACCACAUGCACCCAUCGGGAACGCGCCCCGAGUGGACCUUGCCGGCCAGGCCGACCUAGUUGACCUAGCCGACAAAGAGAUUCUGGAGCGCUUCCCGAGACUCAAGAAUCAGCCAGUGUGGAACAAGAACUAUGUGCCCUUGACUGAGCAGAAGGGCAUCAAAAGCGAUGACGCAGUGACUCCGUACAGAACUCUCACUCCGUACAUGCUUCAUCACUUCAUUGUACCACCGUCGGAGCGCUUCUUGCGCACACGCGACACAGCUUUCAUCGGCAUGGUCAGCAACUUCAGCAACAUCAUCACGGCUCAUAUCCAAGGCCUGUGGAUCAGUGCUUAUUUUUCAGGUCUACUUGCGAAUGAUCCUACCGAGGCAGUUGGUGAUGAAUCGUCGAUGAAAAAGUUGCAAUAUGACACGGUCCUGCUGAACCGCUUUGGAAACUGGCGCUACCCUACAGACUGGGGUUUCAAUAAGUGCCCAAGCUUCGUCUUUGACGCUGUUCCGUACCUGGACCUGUUGAUGGGAGACCUUGGUCUGGUUCCAUACCGGAAAAAGGGAUUCAUGGCCGAGGUGUACUCGCCUUAUGGGCCAGAAGACUACCGCGAUAUCAACAAGGAAUGGCAGGAGAAAUUCGCUAAGAGCAAGGUUCUUGAUGUAACAUCAAGUCAAGAUUGA
Molecule: messenger RNA, 1827 nt
Organism: Colletotrichum orchidophilum
Lineage: Eukaryota; Fungi; Ascomycota; Sordariomycetes; Glomerellales; Glomerellaceae
Exons: 4
Coding region: 1-1827 (608 amino acids)
Molecular function (GO): NADP binding; flavin adenine dinucleotide binding; N,N-dimethylaniline monooxygenase activity
Source: RefSeq, a predicted model, not a curated record